Molecule: messenger RNA, 1739 nt
Organism: Onthophagus taurus
Lineage: Eukaryota; Metazoa; Arthropoda; Insecta; Coleoptera; Scarabaeidae
Biological process (GO): regulation of cell cycle
Cellular component (GO): nucleus
Molecular function (GO): cyclin-dependent protein serine/threonine kinase inhibitor activity
Source: RefSeq, a predicted model, not a curated record
AGCUUGGGUUCCGCGGAGUACGCGAUGUGUAGGCAGUUGCAAAGGUACGCGCGUGUCCUGUAGGGGUCGCGUCGGCGUCUCGUCGUUUUCCCCAAAUUUUCACGAAAAUAAUCUAAAUUCUAAACGUUUUUAAUUAAAAAACUAAGUGAUUAUAAAAACUAGAGUGGUUUUUGAACCGAUUCGAUCCGGUUUAUUGAUUCGGUGAGUUCGAUUUUAUUCGGUGGCGUCAGUUUACUAUAGCAGUUCUCCAUCGUACACACGCCGUGUCGUGCGGGUUGCAUAAUGAGUACCAGAUUGAUAAUGCCUGUUCCUCCGAACGAAACGUUAAGGACGCGCCCGAUGCCCUUCCAACCGAUGAACGUCCGAAAAGCACGCAGAAUGCUUUUCGGAAAACCCGCCAAGGACGAAGCCCUAAGAUUCGUCGCAAGGGAACUAAAAGAACUACAAAAAGCGCAAAGCAAAAAAUACAAUUUCGACUUCGAUAAGGGGAUACCACUUUCCGGACCAAACACCAAUUACGAAUACGUGAGUUGCGAACUUGUACACGCUCCCGUUAAAAAGAGGCCCGUUGAUGUUAGCGAAGAAGAAAUCGCCGAAGCUGAUAUGGCCUACUUUAAACCUGAAGAGCUCAUCUCAAAUUGCCUAAGGGAAGAUUGCAAUUCCGAAAAGGAAAAUAGUAAAGAAAACGAAGCUACGAAGGAAAAGAAGCAGAUGUGUAUCACAGAUUUCAUGCCACAACGUAAAAGAAAUGGAUUGGUAGCAGAUAAAUCAUCUGACGUGGCACUGGUGCCAAAAAAGACGAUGAAAUUGGAAUUAAAAAGUUAAAAGGCCUCAAAGAGAACUGCAGAACCUCACCACUUGACGAUCUCUAGAUGAAAAUUUAAAGUACAACUUGUUGAAGAAAAAAGAAAAUUUUAUUAUUGCUAAUUUAAUUAUUUUCUAGUUAUUUUUAUUUUUUGAGUUUAUCGUCGAGCGUAUUUAUUUCUCCCCCCUCCCCCUUUCCCCCCUUAAUGGUUAGUCUCUUUCACUUGAUCUCCAAAUUCUUCCCUCCCUAAAAUGAAAAAAAAAUAAAUAAAAUGAUAAUACCUCUCCAGAGGCAAAAUUGUAGGAGGUUUUUCUGUUUUCCCUCCGCUGUUGUAUCUGUGAUGUCUCAAAAGAAAAAAAUUAAAUUAAAAAACAUUAAAAAUAUUAAUUUUGCUUUUACAACGAUUUUAUUUAAAAAGUAAAAUCGUUUUUGUAUAAGUGGGAAGUAGGUUACAAAUUUAAAUACGAUUAUUAAUUUUAUUAAUUCACUGAAGUGCAACGUCCAGAGUCGUUUAGUUAUCAUUGUAUCCAAAGAAGUAUUGAUUUUUUUAAUUAAUAUACGGGCAAAAAUAGAAAGGAAUUUUCGCUUCAGUGGAUGGCAACAUUUUGUUUUCUUUAAUAAAAUUAGAGAAAAAGAACUUUGAGAUUGCGGUUCGUAUAAUUUAAUUAACAGAAUUAUGGAAUAAGACGAAGAGGAGGAACUAUUAAUAUGGAAAUGUGAUGUAUGGCUGAUCUCAGAUUAUUACAAAGUUUUAGUUGUAUUAUUAAUAUAAUAAUAAUUUCUCAAAAAAAUAAAUAAAGAAAAACACGCUGAUUUGUAAAUUUUGUAUAUUAAUACAUUAUAUAUAGUAUAUAUAGUUCUAAAAAUGUAAGUUGAUCACGUAUUCACAACAUUUGUAAUACUAAAAAAAUAUAUUUUCAGUUUGCUAAUUUAA